AUGAAACUCCUCACAAGAGCUCUCGCGGUUUCUGCUGCACCACUCUUUGCCCAGGUCAGCGCUAAUCCCUACGACGCCCUGCCCAGUAGUGUCAGCCUAGUUCCCUAUGACAGCGUCCCUCACCCCGGGCUUGAUUCCCAAGCAGCUGUGGAUGCGUACCUCGAGGAAUGGACCGCUGCCAACGACCGGACUCCCGCCUCUGCAGAGAGAAAAUGUCCUCCGCCCUGCACGGAAUCUGGCUCGGAUCCCAAAAAGUGGUAUCUCUAUUCGGAGGUGGCUGAGCUGCAGCAGUGCAGUGAGACGUUGGUCUUUAGCUUUGCAGUAGACCAGCAGCUGGAUAGUAAACAUACAAAGGGAAUGUUUAGAGCGUGCGUGGCAGACUAUGGUUCUGCCCCAGCAACCAAGAGGGCAAGUCCAUCUACAGCAGGGUGUUCCGUCGUCUACCCGUCAAAAAUCAAUGCCACCGUCGAAUUGGGACGGGUAGGCCCGUCUAGUUCAUCGGAUGCUUCUCGAGAUGCCGCUAUUGCCGGUAGUCAAAUUUCACAACACAUCAGGUCCAAGAUGAGCACGUGUGCCAGCAACACAGUCAGCUUCGGGUCCUCCGGCAGAACCCUCGUCGGUCUAUAUGCCGGAUCGCAGGUCCUCUCGCAGGGCGUGGCGGAACACGUCCUAGACGAAUUCGUUUCCGUUGCUGAAAAGAAGGGCCUUUCGGACAAGACCGUCUUCCAGCUCUGUGGGAGCAAAGACCGCGGCGCUGAUUUUUCCAUCGGCAUCGCCGUCAGCCUUUCCUACGACGUCUCCUUCAUCCAGCGUACGGUCAAGGCGUGGAACAACGGUGCGUGUGCCCCUGACGUGGGCAGCACCGAGAAAUGGGCGGAUUUCACUCUGCAAGUUCCUACGGCCGUGACGAGCUCGAAUAGAACACGCGUCCGCGGUCUCCCUCGACGAAGUCCACCCCCGUCAAACAGCGACGGCGCCUGCACCACGAAACGCGUCGUUGCUGGCGACUCUUGCGCCGCGCUCGCAGCAAAAUGCGGUAUUUCCGCUGCAGACUUCACGACGAUCAACGCGGGCGAUAACUUCUGUGCCGCUCUCAUCCCGGGACAGCAUGUCUGCUGCAGCCGUGGCACCCUCCCCGACUUUACACCCAAGGCCGAGCCAGACGGCUCUUGCCAUGCACCGCCAAUGCCGGCGUCCGUGUCGAAUGCUGUUUGCGGACCGACGGUGCCUGGGACGAAGAAGCCUUCAGGCGGCAAGAAUCUUACGGAUCUGAAUCCCUGUCCCCUGAAGGUUUGCUGCAACAUCUGGGGCCAGUGUGGCAUUAGUUCUGACUUUUGUGUAGCAACAAACUCGGAAACUGGUGCUCCGGGGACUGCAAAGCCGGGAACAAACGGCUGUAUCCAAAACUGUGGUAGCGACAUUAUUCAAUCCGGCCCUCCCAAAGAGACCCUUCGCAUUGGCUACUUUGGCUCUUGGAAUGCCAACCGCCACUGUCUUCACCUGCGCGCCGAUAAGAUUGACACCAAGGCAUAUACGCAUAUUCACUUUGCCUUUGCUAACAUCACGUACGACUUCAAACCUGACAUUGGCGGCGUCCCUGAUGAAUUUGAGCGCUUCAAGAAACUCACUGGUGUGAAGAAAAUCAUAUCCUUUGGAGGCUGGGACUUUAGCACUAAUGCGGGCACAUUUCGCAUCAUUCGCGAGGCAGUAAAGCCGGCCAAUAGGAAUACGUUUCGGGACAAUGUGGUUAAGUUUGUAAACGGCCAUGGCCUGGAUGGUUUUGAUUUGGAUUGGGAAUAUCCUGGUGCCCCUGAUACUCCUGGAGUUCCUCCUUCCGGCGAUCCCCAGGAAGGCCUUAACUACUACGAGUUUCUCUCCAUGGCCAAGUCGGCGCUUGGCAGCGGCAAGUCCGUCUCGUUUGCUGCGCCUGCGUCCUACUGGUACCUCAAGGCCUUCCCCAUUGAGCUAAUGGCCAAGUCCUUGGACUAUAUCGUCUACAUGACGUACGACCUUCACGGCCAGUGGGAUUAUAACAACAAGUGGGCGAGCUCCGGCUGUCCCGAGGGCAACUGUCUUCGAUCUCAUGUGAAUCUCACGGAAACUCUCUUGUCCCUGUCCAUGAUUACCAAGGCCGGCGCUCCCUCCAACAAGGUAGCCGUAGGCAUCACUAGUUACGGGAGAUCAUUCCGCAUGGCUCAGGCUGGGUGUGAUGGGCCGGGCUGCAAAUUUACCGGAUCCUCCACGCACUCGGAUGCCAGGGCCGGAAUGUGCACAAACACCAGUGGUUACAUUGCAGACGCCGAAAUCAAGGACAUUAUCAAUCUAUCCACCGCCAACGUCAAACAGUGGGUAGACGCAUCCGACUCCAACAUUCUUGUCUACAACGACGUCGAAUGGGUAGCUUACAUGGACAAGGAUACCAAGUACCGCCGCAAAAAGGUUUACAACAGCUUCCACUUUGCCGGCACCUCGGACUGGGCCCUGGACCUCCAAGAGUUCCAGAAAAUAAAGGGGCCACUGCCUUUGGAAACCCCCUUCCCCGGGUUCAUCGACGCCAUAGAAGCCGACGUGGAUAAUAUCCCCUGGAACUGCAAGCAUCAAUACACCGUCUCUGCCCUCUAA
Molecule: messenger RNA, 2622 nt
Organism: Metarhizium album ARSEF 1941
Lineage: Eukaryota; Fungi; Ascomycota; Sordariomycetes; Hypocreales; Clavicipitaceae
Product: Glycoside hydrolase, subgroup, catalytic core
Exons: 6
Coding region: 1-2622 (873 amino acids)
Biological process (GO): carbohydrate metabolic process
Molecular function (GO): hydrolase activity, hydrolyzing O-glycosyl compounds; chitin binding
Source: RefSeq, a predicted model, not a curated record